AUGGGCCUCGCAUAUAACACUUACCUCAACAGCAAUAAGGUCUACGGCUGCAAGACGUGCAAGGCGCAUCUGUCGAACCAUGAGGAUAUCAUCAGCCGGAACUUCCGAGGCCAGCAUGGUAAGGCCUACCUGUUUAACAGCGUCGUCAACAUCGAGACGGGUGAACCCAGCGAGCGAAACAUGACCACGGGGCGGCAUAUUGUGCGGGACAUCACCUGCAAGCAGUGCAAAGAGACCGUUGGCUGGAAGUACGACAAAGCCUAUGAGGCUACGGAGAAAUACAAGGAGGGCAAGUUCAUACUCGAGGCCGAGCUUCUCUGCAACGUCACGUAG
Molecule: messenger RNA, 333 nt
Organism: Colletotrichum orchidophilum
Lineage: Eukaryota; Fungi; Ascomycota; Sordariomycetes; Glomerellales; Glomerellaceae
Exons: 2
Coding region: 1-333 (110 amino acids)
Cellular component (GO): ubiquitin ligase complex
Source: RefSeq, a predicted model, not a curated record